Molecule: messenger RNA, 2781 nt
Organism: Amphiprion ocellaris (clown anemonefish)
Lineage: Eukaryota; Metazoa; Chordata; Actinopteri; Pomacentridae
Gene: ssr1
Product: signal sequence receptor, alpha
Exons: 9
Coding region: 92-973 (293 amino acids)
Cellular component (GO): endoplasmic reticulum; endoplasmic reticulum membrane
Source: RefSeq, a predicted model, not a curated record
UUGCGCAUGCGCAGUAGCAAUUGUAACGGAAGCGGCGCAUCCCGGUCGUCUGAGCCGCUCUGAAUGAGAACGCACUGAUUUGGACCCGAAAAUGUGGAAGUUUCUGCCCAAACUGCUGCUGCUGCUGCUCCUGGCCUUCCCGGCGACUCUGAUCGUCAAAGGGCCGAUGGUGAGCGCCCAGGAUCUGACUGAGGAUGAGGAGGCUGAGGCUGUGGAUGAAGAUGUCGUGGACGAUGUGACGGCUGAGGAUGAGGAUGACGAGGCUGAAGUGGAAGACGACGACAAUGCAGAACUGACGGAAGAUAAAGAUGAAGAAGAGGAGGAAGCAUCGGUUGGAGAGGUGAAGGCUUCCCCCAACGCCGACACCACCAUCCUGUUCGUCAAAGGAGAAGACUUCCCAGCCAACAACAUCGUCAAGUUCCUGCUCGGUUUCACCAACAAGGGAUCGGAGAACUUCAUCGUGGAGUCUCUGGAUGCUUCUUUCCGUUACCCACAGGAUUACCAGUUCUACAUCCAGAACUUCACCGCUCUGCAGCUCGGCAUCGUGGUUCCUGCCAGCAGACAGGCUACCUUCGAGUAUUCCUUCAUCCCCGCCGAGCCGAUGGGAGGGCGGCCGUUUGGACUCGUCAUCAACCUUAACUACAAAGACAGCAACGGAAACGUAUUCCAGGAUGCCGUGUUCAACCAGACCGUCACCAUUACUGAGAAAGAGGACGGACUUGAUGGAGAGACGAUCUUCAUGUACGUCUUCCUGUCAGGCCUCGGGCUGCUCGUCGUCGUCGGUCUGCACCAGCUGCUGGAGUCCAGAAAGAGGAGGCGUCCGGCUCCGAAGGUGGAAAUGGGAACUUCCAGCCACAACGACGUGGACCUGAGCUGGAUCCCUCAGGAGACGCUCAACCAGAUCAACAAAGCAUCCCCGAGAAGAUCUCCUCGCAAAAGGAGCCAGAAACGCUCGGCCGGCUCAGACGAGUGACGGCCGUCCGACACCUCGGCCACAAAACUUCACCCAUCCGUCGGCGCCGGAGGAGGAGGAGGAUGAUUCGGGCUGCCAGCUCCACCCCGAGGCCCUCUCUGCUGAGAAACUUUAACCAGUGCCAAGCACAGCGACGGCCAGAUCUCUACUUUCAAAACUGUUGACUGCACUCACAACCCACAGCCCCUUUUGUUUAUUGAUUUACCGUCACGACAGAGAUCAGCGGGAAGGAUCGUCCUUUGACAGCUGAGUUUAGAAGGACACUUUUCCUCUGCAGGUUGUUGGUUUUCUCUAGAGAUUCUAUUUGUUUUCAAAGCCUUAGUGAGAUAACUGCUGAUGUCAUCAUUGUGAGACAGUAUUGAUUGUCUUUGUGUUUAUUACCUCCCACUCUUGUGUCGGGCAUAAACGGUGAUCGACCCACAAAGCGUUUUUUAUCAUCCAUUAACUCUCAUUUUUACAAAUAAUCCACUCAUCUUGGGCCUUUUUGACGUUAUUUUCUCAUUUUUAGGGGCAGUUUUUUGCUCUGGUGCAUAACGGAGCUACGAGAACAGUAACAAAUGCAGUUUUUGAAGAUUUUUUUGAUGUUUUUCAGUGUAGUUUUUGCAUUUGUAGAUCCUGCCUGCAUAUUUCUGAGUUUUGUUGGGGUUUCGUAGAUCGUGUCCGCUCCCUCCCAGCUGCCACGACCGUCGCUCGUUUCCCUCCGCAGAUCUGGAGGCAGUUUUUUUUUUAGUUUUAACAGAUUCGCUAAGAAGAAGAAAAAAAAAACAAUCCUCGAGAGCUCAGUGCCGUCCUUCUGUUAGACUGUAGUCUGCAUGACUGAGUUGAUAUUGAAUUUGGGGGAAUUUAGUUUUAAAUCCAGCGUAAAAAAAGUCCAAUCGAUAUUCUGCAGGUAGUUUUGGAAAAGCUUUUGUUUCUAUGUAGAAACUUCAAAUGUGUGCCUGAGUUUUCUAAUCCAAUGCUGCUCUCAAACGCAGGAAUUUGUAGCAUUUGAGUGUAAAAAAUCACCUGACAAAAAUCGACAUAGCCCUGUUUUUUGAUUUUUCUGGAAGUGAUUUGACUUUUAUGUUCAAACGUCAAAUUUAGGAAAAAGAAAAUUCACCAGAAAAAUAAUUCUUCCAAAAGAAUUCACUGUUUUGGACAAAUGUGUUAAGUUUUAGAAUGUUUUUUUGGAUGCAGAUUAAUCUGCUAAACAAGUUUUCUCAAUCAGUUAAAUAAUCUUUGGAGCUUUAGGGAGAAACAGGCAACAAACUACUGAUUUCUCUCCUUUAAAUUGGCGCCGAUUCGCUCUUUGCAGCCUGAUGUUCUGUUGACUCGUCCUGUGAGCUCAGACUUCUGCAUUCUUCAGCCUCCAGAUGUGCGGAUGUGAAAGUGUUUGGGUCGACAGACAUCUAAACCCUCGACACGUGCCUGUUUUCUAUCUUUUUAAAAUCGUUUGGCUUCUCUCGGCUCGUUCAGAAUCAAGAAAAACUAAUCUAUGGAAUCUGCGUCUUCUCUUUUUGUUGUUGUUGUUGUUGUUGAUGAACUGGCUGAAGCACUGGUGUAAAUACUGGCCGAGAGCAAAACCUAGCGAGCUAAUUUAUUCAAGGGACGCGUUGGGCUUGAAUGGGGAGGGUUUUGUAUACUGUACUUCUUUUCUUUUACCACUAGGGGGCGUCGCUGUCCAGCAAAGUGGACCACUGAGUCGAUUCAACGUCCACAGAGAACGGAGUUUGUUCCUUUCUAUUCUGUGCUUUCCUUCAUUCAUUCAGGCUUCUACUUUCAUUUGCUUUUUAAAUGUGCAGGAAAAUAAACUUUGAUGAUUUGCUGUA